Messenger RNA from Brenthis ino (lesser marbled fritillary), 2376 nucleotides. The record is from the annotation of a GenBank genome assembly. NCBI's taxonomy places the organism in Eukaryota, Metazoa, Arthropoda, Insecta, Lepidoptera, Nymphalidae.
AUGCAAAACAUAGCUAAAAUGAUAACAGAACAACUUCGAAAUCCUAAUGAAUUGGAUAUAAGCUUAAGGAUGGAAUUCGGUCCAUUUGAAACAGUGCAUAAAUGGAAGAGGAUGUCGGAAUGUUUUGAAUUUGUUGGUGCAAGGCGAAGUAAACACACAGCAGUUGCUUAUAAAGAUGCAAUCUAUGUGUUUGGAGGUGAUAAUGGUAAAUCAAUGUUAAACGAUCUAAUUAGAUUUGAUAUAAGAGAAAAAUCAUGGACUAAAACUGGGUGUAUGGGUACACCUCCUGCACCAAGAUAUCAUCAUUCAGCUGUUGUACAUAGAUCUUCAAUGUUUGUUUUUGGUGGAUAUACUGGAAACAUCUUAGCAAAUUCAAAUCUUACAAAUAAAAAUGAUCUAUUUGAAUACAAAUUUCAAAGUGCUCAGUGGGUACAAUGGAAGUUUACUGGCCAAGAGCCUGUACCUCGUUCUGCACAUGGUGCUGCAGUAUAUGAUGAUAAGCUGUGGAUAUUUGCUGGUUACGAUGGCAAUGCGCGGUUGAAUGAUAUGUGGACCAUUAAUUUAAUGGGAGAAAAUCAUCAAUGGGAGCGAGUAGAGCAGAAGGGUGAAUGCCCUCCUACAUGUUGUAAUUUCCCGGUAGCGGUCGCCCGCGGCAAGAUGUUCGUGUUCAGUGGGCAAAGUGGUGCUAAGAUAACAAAUGCGUUAUUCCAAUUCGAUUUCGAAACCCAUACGUGGAGCCGCGUGUGCACGGAGCACCUGCUGCGCAGCGCGGGCCCGGCGCCGGCGCGGCGCUACGGCCACGUGAUGCUGCACCACGCGCGGCACCUGUACGUGUUCGGGGGCGCGGCCGACAGCACGCUGCCCUCUGACCUGCACUGCUAUGACCUUGAUACGCAGAUGUGGUCCGUCGUGCACCCGGCGCCAGAUUCGCAGAUCCCAUCCGGACGGCUGUUCCACGCGGGUGCGGUGGUUGGCGACGCGAUGUAUAUAUUUGGUGGCACUGUCGAUAAUAAUGUUCGGAGUGGACAUUUAUAUCGUUUUCAGCUGUCAAACUACCCGCGCUGCACGCUGCACGACGACUUCGGGCGCAUCCUCAAGUCGCAGCAGUUCUGCGACGUGACGCUGCUGGUGGGCGGCGAGCACACCGCCGUGUUCGCGCACCAGGCCAUGCUGGCGGCGCGCUCGCAGUACCUGCGGGCCAAGAUCAAAGAGGCAAAAGAGGAUCUGGCAAAGCGUAUAGCAUUGGGCGAGGAGGAACCCGCAGAGGAGUUCUCGUACAAGUCGCGGCCACAACUCACGGUGAAUCUGCCUGAAGCAACCCCCGAAGCCUUUCGGAUGGUCCUCAACUAUAUAUAUACUGAUAGAAUAGAUCCUACUGAGAAAGACGAGGACCCGGCGUCGCCGGCGACGAUCCUGCUGGUGAUGGAGGUGCUGCGGCUGGCGCUGCGGCUGAACAUCCCGCGGCUGCGCGGGCUGUGCGCGCGCUACCUGCGCGCCAACCUCUGCUACAGCAACGUGCUGCAGGCGCUGCACGCCGCGCACCACGCGCGCCUCGCAUGCAUCAAGGAGUACUGCCUGCGGUUUGUAGUAAAGGACUACAAUUUCACAGCAAUCGUGAUGUCGUCGGAGUUCGAGCAAAUGGAGCAAAAGUUAAUGGUGGAAGUGAUCCGGCGUCGACACCAGCCCUCCAACAAGAUGCCAGCGAACGAACAGGACGAAGAAGUGAUAGGUACAACACUAGAGCAGGACAUGUGCGUGUUCGUGGGCGGCGGCGGCGCGGAGCUGGCGGACGUGCGGCUGCGCGUGGCGGGCGCGUCGCGGCCGGCGCACCGCUCCAUACUGGCGGCGCGCGCGGCCUACUUCGAAGCCAUGUUCAGAUCCUUCUCGCCGCAGGAUAAUGUUGUUAAUAUUCAAAUUUGCGAUACAGUGCCAUCAGAAGAAGCUUUCGACUCUCUGCUUCGGUACAUCUACUACGGAGAUACCAACAUGCCCACUGAAGACUCCUUAUAUUUAUUCCAGGCGCCUAUUUACUAUGGUUUCACAAACAACCGUUUGCAAGUGUUCUGCAAGCACAACCUGCAAAGCAACGUGUCGCCUGAGAACGUGCUGGCCAUCCUUGCGGCGGCGGACCGCAUGCGCGCGCAGGACAUCAAGGAGUACGCCCUCAAGAUGAUUGUGCAUCAUUUUGAUUCUGUUGCCCGUCAAGAUGCAAUUAAAAAUCUAGCCCAGCCAUUGCUAGUGGAUAUUAUAUGGGCGUUAGCAGAAGAAUCUCGUUUUGAUACUCCUCUCCCCCUACAACCUCGUUCCCUCCCUUCUUCAUCAUCAGCUGACACCCUGACUGAGGACCCAGAAUAUAUCCGUCAUAAGUCCGGCAAA